Molecule: messenger RNA, 675 nt
Organism: Solanum tuberosum (potato)
Lineage: Eukaryota; Viridiplantae; Streptophyta; Magnoliopsida; Solanales; Solanaceae
Exons: 2
Coding region: 1-675 (224 amino acids)
Source: RefSeq, a predicted model, not a curated record
AUGUUUGGUGUUGAUAUGUUCAGUUUGCAGUAUCCCUUGACAAAUCCUUUCUCUAACAAAGUGACAAUCAAUGUCUAUGUGUUUUGUUCUUUCAUGAAAUAUAGGAUUUGCUGCUAUCUGAAUGGCUGCCAAAGUCACUAUGAUUAUUCUCUCUUUACAAAGCAAGCUGGUGAUGCUGUGGUAGUGAUAUUAGUGUAUGUAGAUGAUCUUCUAAUCACUGGAAGCAGUCAUGAACUGUUGUGCAGAACCAAACAAGAUAUUCAGAAAAGGUUCAAGAUGAAGGAUCUUGGGGAGCUAAAAUUCUUCCUAGGAAUUGAGUUUUCUAGGUCCAGUAAGGGAAUAUUAAUGACACAAAGGCAGUAUGCUUUAGAACUUGUGUCUGAAACUGGCCUAGGGGGAGCUAAACCAACCGAAGAUGAUGAGCCACUCACUGAUCCCACACAGUAUCAAAGGUUAGUAGGCAGGCUUCUCUACUUAACUAUGACCAGGCCAGACCUUGCAUUUACUGCUCAAGUACUUAGCCAAUUCAUGCAUAGUCCUAAGCAAUCACAUAUGGAAGCAACAUUGAGAGCAGUGAGGUAUAUCAAGGAAUCUCCUGGUCUAGGAUUAUUAAUGCCAGCAGAACAGACCACACAACUAACAGCUUAUUGUGACUCAGAUUGGGUGCAUGUCUAG